CAGGUGGACUGAACUUGUUAUAAUAUUGUUCUUCUCGUUGCAGGACUGACUUCUGCGUGCACAAAGACCAGCCCUGUGACACAGUGGGUAUUGCCUAUCUGGGAGGGGCGUGCAGCUCCAAGAGGAAGUGUGUUCUGGCCGAGGACAACGGACUCAACCUGGCCUUCACCAUAGCCCACGAGCUGGGACACAACAUGGGGAUGAGCCACGAUGACGACCAUGCUACCUGUACAGGCCACUCCCACAUCAUGUCUGGCGAAUGGGUGAAGGGCCGUAACCCCAGCGACCUGUCAUGGUCCCCCUGCAGCCGUGACGACCUGGAGAAGUUCCUCAGGUCCAAAGCCAGCAGCUGUCUGCUCCACACAGACCCCAGAAGCCGCUACAAGGUCCGCCUGCCACCCAAGCUGCCAGGCAUGCACUACAGUGCAGACGAACAGUGUCAGAUCCUCUUUGGAACCAACGCCACCUUCUGCAAUGACAUGGAGCACCUGAUGUGCGCGGGCCUGUGGUGUUUGGUGGAAGGAGACAAGUCCUGUAAGACCAAGCUGGACCCUCCUCUGGACGGCACAGAGUGUGGAGCUGACAAGCGUUAUAUGGCAAUUGGUCCAUUGGUCAACUGCCUUCGCCAAUAG
Molecule: messenger RNA, 632 nt
Organism: Oncorhynchus keta (chum salmon)
Lineage: Eukaryota; Metazoa; Chordata; Actinopteri; Salmoniformes; Salmonidae
Product: A disintegrin and metalloproteinase with thrombospondin motifs 17-like
Exons: 6
Coding region: 195-632 (145 amino acids)
Biological process (GO): extracellular matrix organization; proteolysis
Cellular component (GO): extracellular matrix
Molecular function (GO): metalloendopeptidase activity
Source: RefSeq, a predicted model, not a curated record